UGGCCCUCCCCUCCCCGCCCCAGCCCAGCGAUGCGGGCCGGGCUCCUCGGCGCAGGUACCAUUUGGAUAGUACUUUAGCGGCACAAUGUACUCUGAGUGGCGGUCACUUCAUUUGGUUAUUCAGAAUGAUCAGGGUCACACUAGUGUACUUCACAGCUUCCCUGAUAGUGUUGGACGAGAUGUUGCAAAUGCAGUAGUACGUCCUCUUGGACAAGCCUUAAAUGCCUCUUCAGGGGCUGGAAGUGAAAGUUUGUUAAAAACAGACAAAGAAGUAAAAUGGACCAUGGAAGUGAUUUGCUAUGGACUGACCCUUCCAUUGGAUGGAGAUACUGUAAAAUAUUGUGUGGAUGUGUAUACAGAUUGGAUUAUGGCCCUAGUAUUACCAAAAGACUCCAUUCCAUUGCCAGUCAUCAAAGAACCCAACCUAUAUGUUCAAACUAUUUUAAAACACCUGCAAAAUCUUUUUGUACCAAGGCAGGAACAGGGCUCCAAUCAGAUUAGACUAUGCUUACAGGUUUUGAGAGCCAUCCAGAAACUAGCCCGUGAGUCAACCAUCAUGGCACGAGAAACAUGGGAAGUUUUAUUGUUAUUUCUCCUGCAGAUUAAUGACAUUCUUCUGGCAAUGCCAACUGUUCAAGGUGGCAUUGCUGAGAAUCUAGCAGAGAAGUUGAUUGGUGUUCUCUUUGAGGUCUGGUUACUAGCUUGUACUCGUUGUUUCCCAACCCCACCCUACUGGAAAACUGCCAAGGAGAUGGUGGCCAACUGGAGGCAUCACCCAGCUGUGGUGGAGCAGUGGAGCAAAGCUAUUUGUGCACUCACUUCUAGGUUACUACGUUUUACAUAUGGUCCUUCAUUUCCUCAAUUUAAAGUUCCUGAUGAAGAUGCCAGUCUUAUCCCUCCUGAAAUGGAUAAUGACUGCAUUGCACAGACAUGGUUUCGCUUUUUACAUAUGUUAAGUAAUCCCGUGGAUUUGAGUAAUCCAGCCAUUAUAAGCUCUACUCCCAAAUUUCAGGAACAGUUCCUGAAUGUGAGUGGAAUGACACAAGAAUUGAAUCAAUAUCCCUGCCUUAAACAUCUGCCUCAUAUAUUUUUUCGUGCUAUGCGUGGAAUCAGCUGCUUGGUGGAUGCAUUCCUAGGUAUUUCUCGACCUAGAAGUGACAGUGCCCCACCAACACCAGUGAACAGGUUAAACAUGCCCCAGAGCACUGCCAGCAGCACAACUCCCCCUCAUAAUCGAAGGCAUCGAACCGUUACUGUGAAUAAGGCAACCGUGAAGACUAGCACAGCUAACAUUGGGCAUCCCUCUAAAGUCUCGCACCAGACGUCUUCCACUUCUCCACUCUCCAGUCCCAACCAGACUAGCUCAGAGCCUCGACCGCUGCCUGCCCCAAGAAGACCAAAAGUGAAUAGCAUCUUGAAUCUCUUUGGAUCAUGGUUAUUUGAUGCAUCAUUUGUUCAUUGUAAACUUCACAGUGGGCUAAAUAGAGACAGCAGCAUGACCGCUUUAACGACACAAGCUAGUGUGGAGUUUCGCCGGAAAGGGUCACAAAUGUCCACAGACACCAUGGCUUCCAAUCUCAUGUUUGAUGCAAGUGAAUUUCCUGAUAACUAUGAAGCAGGAAGAGCUGAGGCUUGUGGGACACUAUGUAGGAUUUUUUGUAGCAAGAAGACUGGAGAAGAAAUUCUGCCAGCUUAUUUAUCCAGAUUUUACAUGCUUUUAAUUCAAGGUUUGCAGAUAACUGAUUAUGUAUGCCACCCUGUCUUGGCCAGCAUUAUUCUAAACUCACCUCAUUUAUUCUGCUGUGAUCUGAAAGGGAUUGAUGUUGUGGUUCCUUACUUUAUUUCAGCUCUUGAAACCAUAUUGCCUGAUAGGGAACUCUCAAAAUUCAAAACCUAUGUAAACCCAACAGAGUUAAGAAGAGCCUCUAUUAAUAUUCUACUUUCCUUGUUACCACUCCCUCAUCAUUUUGGCAAUGUCAAAUCUGAGGUUGUUCUGGAAGGAAAGUUUAGUAAUGACGACAGCUCUUCAUAUGAUAAACCAAUAACUUUUCUGUCACUGAAAUUGAGGCUUGUGAAUAUACUAAUAGGUGCCUUGCAAACUGAAACGGACCCCAACAACACUCAGAUGAUAUUAGGUGCAAUGUUAAAUAUUGUUCAGGAUUCAGCACUUUUAGAAGCCAUUGGCUGUCAGAUGGAAAUGAAUGGUGAAGAAAACCUGAAAAGUCAUAGUCGUACUAAUAGUGGCAUUAGUUCAGCGAGUGGAGGAAGCACAGAACCUACAACCCCAGACAGUGAAAGACCUGCCCAGGCUCUUCUAAGAGAUUAUGCUCUUAAUACAGAUACAGCUGCUGGACUCCUGAUUCGCAGCAUUCACCUUGUAACCCAAAGACUCAAUUCUCAGUGGCGUCAGGACAUGAGUAUAUCAUUGGCUGCAUUAGAGCUUCUUUCUGGACUGGCAAAGGUGAAGGUGACAGUCGACUCAGCAGAUCAAAAGAGAGCCAUUAGCUCAGUGUGUAGUUACAUUGUGUACCAGUGCAGUCGGCCAGCCCCGCUGCACUCCAGAGAUCUUCACUCCAUGAUUGUUGCAGCUUUUCAGUGUCUUUGUGUCUGGCUGACAGAACACCCUGACAUGCUUGAUGAAAAGGAUUGCUUAAAAGAGGUACUAGAGAUUGUGGAAUUGGGUAUCUCAGGAAGCAAGUCCAGGAGUAGCGAACAAGAGGUCAAAUACAAAGGAGAUAAGGAGCCAAACCCUGCAUCUAUGAGGGUAAAGGAUGCAGCUGAAGCUACCCUUACAUGCAUCAUGCAGUUACUUGGUGCAUUCCCUUCACCUAGUGGUCCUGCAUCUUCUUGUAGCUUGGUGAAUGAAACUACUUUGAUUAAAUGCUCCAGGCUGCCUACUGUAAACAGACACAGUUUUCGAUACUUUGUCCUGGAUAAUAGUGUCAUCCUUGCAAUGCUGGAGCAACCCCUAGGGAAUGAACAGAAUGAUUUUUUUCCAUCUGUCACUGUUUUGGUCCGUGGAAUGUCUGGAAGACUUGCUUGGGCCCAGCAGCUUUCCCUUUUACCAAGAGGGGCAAAAGCAAAUCAGAAGCUUUUUGUGCCAGAACCUCGUCCACUUCCUAAAAAUGAUGUUGGAAUUAAAUACACAGUGAAGCAUCGACCAUUUCCUGAAGAGGUGGACAAAAUUCCUUUUGUAAAAGCAGACCUGAGCAUUCCUGACUUGCACGAAAUCGUAAAUGAGGAAUUAGAAGAGAGACAUGAAAAAUUGAGGAAUGGCAUGGCCCAGCAGAUCACUUAUGAAAUAUCCAUUGAGCAGCAAAGUGAAGAGGAGUGGCGGAAGAAAACUUUCCCUGACCCAGUUACUGACUGUAAACCCCCACCUCCUGCCCAGGAAUUCCAAACAGCACGCCUUUUUCUUUCACACUUUGGGUUUUUGUCAUUGGAGGCAUUAAAGGAACCUACAAAUAGUCGUCUACCUCCUCACCUUAUUGCGCUUGACUCAACCAUAUCUGGAUUUUUUGAUGACAUUGGCUAUUUGGAUCUCUUACCAUGUCGCCCCUUUGAUACGGUUUUUAUUUUCUACAUGAAAGCAUACCAGAAAACAAGUCAAGAGAUUCUGAAGAAUGCUGAGUCUUCCAAAAAUGUUCAGCCACAUUUCUUAGAAUUUUUGUUGUCUCUUGGCUGGUCAGUGGAUAUAGGGAAGCACGCUGGUUGGACUGGACAUGUUUCAACAAGUUGGUCUAUUAACACUCAUGGGGAUACCGAUAUAGCUGAACAAGAGGAAAUAGUUCCAUGUGAAGAUAUUGGAGCAAGUAUUUUCAAUGGACAGAAAAAGGUGUUGUAUUAUGCUGAUGCCCUUACAGAAAUGGCUUUUGUUGUUCCCUCACCUGUGGAAUCUUUAACUGAUUCAGUGGAAAGCAACAUCUCAGACCAAGAAAGUGAUUCAAAUAUGGAUCUUCUGCCUGGAAUACUAAAACAACCAUCACUUACACUUGAACUUUUCCCUAAUCAUACAGACAAUCUUAAUUCCUCACAGAAGUUAAGUCCUACUUCCCGCCUAAAGAAGUUGCCUCAGGGCCGAACUGUUCCACCAAUGGGACCAGAGACCAAGGUGUCUGUUGUCUGGGUUGAACGUUAUGAUGAUAUAGAAAACUUUCCCCUUUCUGACCUGAUGUCAGAGAUCAGCACUGGUGUAGAAACAACUCUGAACAGCAGCACUUCUCUGAGAUCAUCAGCCACCCUUGAAAAAGAAGUUCCUGUCAUUUUCAUCCACCCUCUAAAAACUGGAUUAUUCAGAAUAAAAAUUCAAGGAGCUACUGGAAAGUUUAACAUGGUCAUCCCACUGGUGGAUGGGAUGAUUGUCAGCAGGAGAGCACUUGGUUUCUUAGUAAGGCAGACUGUAAUAAAUAUUUGUAGAAGAAAGAGACUAGAAAGUGACUCCUACAAUCCUCCGCACGUGCGACGAAAACAGAAGAUUACAGAUAUUGUCAAUAAAUACAGAAAUAAGCAGUUAGAGCCAGAAUUUUAUACUUCACUUUUCCAGGAGGUUGGGCUCAAGAACUGCGAUUCUUAAACCAAGGUCCUCCAAAGACAGCUGUUAGAUCAGAGAUUGGUGGCUACCAGAGGAAACAAUGGAAAUAUGUUACUAGUAUUGACUGGAGAAGAAAAGUACCACCACCACCAAAAAAAAAAAGCUUAUCUUUCAAUCACCAAAACAGAAGAGACAUCAUUCUAAAUACAACUUAAGAAGAUUUUCUGCUUUCUGGUGAGAGGAGGUCUCCCAAACACAAUCAUAAACCCCUCAAUGGAGUGGUAUAAAUUUUAUCCAAUACAACUUUCUUUUUUAAAGUGACAGUUUUACUUAAAUAGUACAUUUCGGGAGAAACUGUAAACAGCUCUGAUAAAUGUGUUCAGCGAGAAAAGGGGAGAAGCACAUAAAGUGGUUUAUAAACUGGCAGUCGGAAAUAGUCUUACACAGCCCAUUUUUCCAGGAGAUUCAGUACCAAAUUGGUUCCUCUCCUAGAAUCUUGAAGGUCUGAUUCCCCAAAUCUGGAGAUGCUUGUGCUGGGGAGAAAAGCGAGAAGAAUUCUAGCCUCUUAUUCUGCCAUCAGCUUUACAAAAAGGAGAACCCAUAAAUAUCUCUUGUGCAGAUAUUUUUAAAGGUCUGACUUUCAAAUAUUCAUCUUCAUGUAUCAAAAAGAUAACAAAUAUGUCAGUGUCACCAUCAUUCUACUCAUUUAUACAGACCAUCUGUCUAAAAACAACCCCUAUUCACCACAGAAAGGAGUCUGUCAGGAGCACAUCCAGAGUGGAGUUCCGCCUCCUACAUUUCCCGGCAGCAUAGAGAAACAAGUGAAAAUUCAUCAUUCAGCUUGUGUCCAGUUCAGCACAGUAGAAGGAAAAGUGUUUGUAAAACACUGGGAGAGAAGAGUUGAAAUGUUACAAAAUUACUUAGUGGUUUCAAUAAAUUUCAGCUCACAACUACUGUUGAAAAUUAUUUGGCUUUAUGUAUGAGCCGUUUUUAUGUCAGGACCCAACAGAAAAAUGUAUACUAUGAAUGUCUAAUUACGAAUUUUGAAAGUAUAAACUAAACUUCACUGAGUCAGUUUGUAUUGCAAAAAGUAAUUGCCUGUUAUCCAAGAACGUACUCAGCAUUAUUAACUACGUUAUUGAGUUCCUACAGAAAUUGUUUCAUUUGUCAUUUGUUUUGUGUUCUAGCUUUUGCUAAUCUGAAGAUAUGCUACACGUUAAAAUCCCUAUUGUGAUUUUAGACAUCCCUCUCCACCUGACUUUUACUGUUCUUCCUAUGAUGAAGGAUUUUAGGUGGAUUCAAAGUAUCCUUAUAGCGAUUCCUAGAGCAGGGUAAGACAGUAUUCUUCCUCUUUUCUUCCCUUUAUUAUUUAUUGGUGAUUAUUUUAUCUUCAGGUAUUUAAAUAACCAAUUCAAAUUCAGAGAAAAUUGAUCACACUACUUUCCGUUGAAUUUGUUCACUUUUACACGAAGCAUAGUCAGUAGAUACAGUGUUCUGUUUGGUUUUAUGUCUAGUUUAGUUUUUAACCACCCACACCUUCCCCUGCUCAGGUUCACUUCAUCUUAUUCAGUAAAGUAUGCAGUUUGCCAUCUGUAGGCAGAAAUGUGAAUCUGAUAGCUUUUGUUUCCAAGUUUGCUCUGCAGUGUUUUGUUUUUUAAACUCUUCCUUUGCAUCCAGGUCAUUUCUUUUUACUAACCCAGCCUCCCCCCACUAGUAUAAUACAAUUUUAAAGACUGUUUCCUUUCAAGCCAAGCUAGAAUUAGACAUUUCCAAAUUGCUCAUAUAGCAAGGGAAACAUAAUGUUUGUUCAGCCAUAAAAAUUAAUUGCCUGUUUGUGUGAAAUCUUGACAGGACAUCAGGGGUUUGCACAUUGCAAGGAAAAACUGGCAUUAUCUUUCAGUUUAAUCAGUCAAGAAGACUGUAGCACUGUCUUAGAACUUUUGAAAUCCUAAAAUUUAAAGGUAAUUGAUUAAUGUCAUUCUUACCCAAUAUUCUUCAAAUAAAACUUAAUUUUUGCAAAAGUGCUAAUGUCAGGAAAGUCUGUAUUCAUGAAAAAGAAAAUGUUCCUGACUCCACUUCUUUUUACUAGCAUUUCUACAUAAUUUCCCUCUCAAAUAAAUGAAUAAGCCAUGGAGAAUGUCAUGUUUGUGGAAAAGGAGUAUUGUAUGCAUGCUGUUAGUGGAAAGAAAACAGUGGGGCUCAGUAACCCCCCUGAAAAUCUAAAAACCCAAAAUCUGCAUCAUAAGCAAAAACAGAAGUGAAUUCUGCCUUAGUCCCUAGAGGUCUGAUAAAAGUAACUGUUGUAGCCAUAGGGGAACUUUUUGAUCAAAAUUGCUGGACUUCAGCACAGUGUUGGUUGGAGUGUAUGAUCACUACACUCACCCACUGUCUUUACUAUAUACAAAUCACUCUGGUUAAUAUGGCCUGUGAGAAGCAUAUUUAGUCCACUGAUUAAAUGGCAUGGCGAGUGCAUGUGCUCAGUUGUCACAUAAAAGUCUUUACUAUUCCACAUAAUUGAAUUUUUCUGCAUAUGCUCAAUAACUACUUUUGGACAUCAAAAGCUCCUUUAGUUUACUUCAUCUAUAAUAUAUUUGUCUUAAAAAUAUAUUUAGUCACCAUAUGUGACUUUGCUACAGGUAGCUAAUGGACUGUUUGGCUUACCCUGGAGGAUGAGUGCGUUCCAUGAACAUAACGGUAGAGUUACAAAAUUUCAGUUCUAAGGACAACGUCUGUAGCACAUGUUCAUGUAUGUACGUACACACACACACACACACACACACUCUCACCCACUCACUUUUCUGAAGGUAAAUUACUAUUAAGAUGUCUUUUGGAAUAAACUUACAAGUUUAUUGCAGCAGUUUAUUCAGUAGCUAUGAAGAUGAGUAGGGAUGACUGGUCAGUUUUCCCAUACUUUAACACCUCUCUUGGCUACUUAUCCUCUUGGUCUAUUUUAUUUGUUCUUUCCUUCCUUUACCAUUCCUACAGUAGACAGUAUAAUUUUUGACAUUUUUCUUUCGCCUCUCCUUUUAGCAUUUUCUAUUCUGAGGAGUUGUGUCCAUCCCUCUCCUCUACCAAUACCCUUUCAAGAAAUGCAAAGUAGUUAAUAAUGGUAAAUAAUAUGUGUUGGCUGUAGGAUACGAGGCCUUCACAAACUGUUACCUCUUUGCACUUGUUGGGAAGUACUUGCUGUUUUUCAAGUACCCAAAUGCAUCAGUAUAACUUAAUAUUAUUGGGAGGUUAAAUUUUACUCAGAAUGGUGAGUACAACUGACCUGGAUGGCAGAUUAUGUAAUUUUGUGAUGUCAGAAAAUUUGACAUUACUUACCUAUCUGGCAAUUAAAUUUUUCUAUUUAAAAACAAUUUCAAGUCUCAUUUAAGCACUGGAUUAUAUCUUCCUAAAAGUAUUGUUUUGUGCAUUUAAACCAUCUUAAAUGCUUUCUAUAUUUAGAGAGCUGCUACAAAGACAAAUCUUAGGAAAUAUCACUCGUAUAACAUUGAAUCAAACAGUUUCUCAGCAGAUGAGUAUGUCUGCUUCACAUAUAAUAGUCACUCUCCCAACUUGUGUCCCUGAACUAAUUUUCUUUAUUAAAUGGUAAGAAAAAAGGGUGUCAUUUGAAAUUUCACAUUUCAAGACUUUCUCUAGAAGUGAAUGGAGGGCAUCUUUCUCAGGCUUUGUAGUUGUGGCUGGCAGCAAGCAGUAGCUAUUAUUUGCUUGAAAUCACAAUACAAUUUGUAUGAACUUCUGUAUGUUGCCAAGACAUGAUCUUUUUGUUGUUAUUGUAUUUUCUGUAAAUAUUUCUGGCACUAAGUUGUAAAGUAAAGACAACAUGUAAAUAUGAAGAUGUGAACUCUGUUCCCUCCUCUCUAGUAUUUUAUCUCUUUGUUAGAGAAGGCACAGAAGCUUGUUUGUAUUUAUGCCGAUUCUUUGUCCAGAAGAAACACAUGGAAUACUGAAUGUAACACAUUUAGUCAAUUAAAUUUUAAGCAGAUUCUUAUCUAA
Vombatus ursinus (common wombat) is the source of this 8530-nucleotide messenger RNA. RefSeq names its product Ral GTPase activating protein non-catalytic beta subunit (gene RALGAPB). The transcript is spliced from 30 exons. Gene Ontology annotation, biological process: activation of GTPase activity; regulation of small GTPase mediated signal transduction. Gene Ontology annotation, molecular function: GTPase activator activity. The record is from RefSeq and is a predicted model, not a curated record. Lineage: Eukaryota; Metazoa; Chordata; Mammalia; Diprotodontia; Vombatidae. Bases 86 to 4573 code for a protein of 1495 amino acids.